AAAAUAUUCUUGUUCACCUAUUGCGCGGUAGUGGGCUCACGGCAACCAAGAUCAAAUCACAAUUUCACGAGUUAUAUACACACAAUAAUUGAACAUUUGAAUCUUCGAUGACUUACUGGCGACGUUUGCUGACACUCUUUCCUGCUCUCUACCUUCAAAAUCAAAUUGAUGUUUUUAACGAACUAUUUGUGGUAGUAUAUUAGUAUCAUUUAGAAUUUUCUCGAUGCUCCGAAACGCCCGCCUUUCAUUCUAUACAACAAAGAGAAUUUAGAAGUGACCUUCAUACAAAGCAAGAAGUAUGCAUUUCGUUGUGCAUCAUCCAUGGAGGAAUAUAGAAUAUUUUCGUUCAUGCAUCAUCUCUGAAAAGUAGACGGAUUGAAAUUCCUUGAUUUUGUGUUCAUAAUCUUUGGAAUAGGUGAACACUGUGUGUCGUGGUGCAAGGUUGAAGCUGCUGUCAUAUUGUGACUCGUGUCUAGUAUCGUUUUAAAGAAAAACGCUAAUUGUAGUCUUCUUUCACUAUGACAUCAAAAGUUACCUUCAAAAUUACGCUUACCUCGGAUCCAAAACUACCAUUUAAAGUGUAAGUGUUGUUUGGAUGGAUGUAUUUGCAGUAUGUUUUAACUUCAGGGCAGCAUCUAGCACUCAGUCCAGAGCUCUGCUCACCCAUGGAGGGAGCUGUAAGUUCAACUCUAUGGGGAGGGUUGUACAGAGUACGACAUAAAAUUCUUCAAUGAUCUGAAGACUUGUUUAAAAUGAAUUUAUACAGAAAAUGGGCGACGCCCAGGACAAAAUUGAAGAGUUGAUGAGAGUAUUUGAUAAAGUUUUGGAAUUUUGUGAGAAUAGUUCGUUAUUGGAUGAGGCUUCUGAAAGUUAUAUAAAAGAAAACUUUGCAAUGGCGGCUUCUGUGGAAAAAUUUUAUUGUAAAUUGCAGCAGACUGGAUGUAUUGAUGCAAUGCAAACUAGUGUGUCGAAUCAUUGGGAACGAAUGGGACGUAAUGUCCCAUCGGAAGUUGCAGUAUUUGAAGAAGCGUGUGAUCAUCUUCUAACUGCAUGUUUUCGACAUCCAUCUCUGACAUGCAGAAACUUGUGUACUGCAGUGACAGAAUAUGAACGCUACUGUGGUAGUGAUAGAUUACAAGAACUUGUGGUAUAUUUGCUUCGUGAGGGCAUAUCAUGUCAACUGUUGCACACCUUGGCAUCAGCUCCACCAAGCCUUGUAUCAGCAGUGUAUUUAGGGUGGUGCAGUAUGCUAGAAUGUGGCCAGUCUUCAAAGGUGAAAACUUUGGUUACCUCAACUUUGAGUCAAAAUCCUACUUAUGUCAGCUCUGUUCUUAGAGUGAUUUUGAAACCAAAUGAAGAAGAUGACAACACUUCACUGAAAACACUUCUUAUAGACUGUGUAGUGGCAAAAAUGAGAGAAGAAAAUUCUAGAGAGUUUUGUUUGUGCCUUGUAAACUCGACUGAUGUAGUAGUUUUGGUGUCAGUUGCUAAGAAUUACCCCACAUUUUUGACUGCACUUCUUGAGAGUCUUGAAAUUUUAGCAAAUGGGGCAGAGUAUCAGUGUGAGCAGGUAGGAGGAGGUAUUAAAUAUUCUUGGAAAGAACUGGGUUUCCCAUUGAAUCUUGUGCAGCAGUUGUGUAGAUGCGAGGGACCUGUAGGCUCCCGUACUCUUUCUUGGCUGACAAUGCUUCAGUCAAGACCAGGCUGCUCUUUGUGGGAAGAUGUGGCUGCAUGCUGUGGCGUGUGAAGUAGGGCUCUGAACUGAGUGCUAGCUAAGGGUCAAAUCAAAGAAACAUGUACCUGACUCUAUUGGUCCACAGGCUGAGUGUUCCUGAAAAUACACCAUUUACGGCAGUUCUGAAAUUUGCUGCUGAAGAAUUUAAAGUACCUCCUGCUACAUCAGCUAUUAUUACUGAUGAUGGUAUAGGCAUCAAUCCCCAACAGACUGCAGGCACUGUGUUCUUGAAGCAUGGCUCUGAACUGAGAUUGAUACCCCGUGAUAGAGUGGGAAAUUGUUAUUUCUGCAACAGAAGAAUGAUGUCUACUCUUCAUAGUAUUAUUCAGAAACAAAAUCAUUGCACAUCAUCAAUUAGUAAUCAAAUAAAUAAAAACAAAGGUGAUAAUGAAACAAUAAACAAAAUUACCCUCAUAAGUGUAGGAUCAAGCAGAAACAUACUGCACUUGUAUAGAAGUAACUUAAAAGGGCGAACCUUUGUGUAGACACCAAUGGGAACUGUAGAUGACUAAUGACAAAUGCCAAUUUUUUGUUUCACAAAGCUUGAUCUAGCAGCUUCUCUGGUGAGUAUUUUGAAAUAUAAAAUUGCCACAAGCUACCC
Messenger RNA from Gryllus bimaculatus (two-spotted cricket), 2336 nucleotides. The record is from the annotation of a GenBank genome assembly. NCBI's taxonomy places the organism in Eukaryota, Metazoa, Arthropoda, Insecta, Orthoptera, Gryllidae.